UUAAUGAUCACCGUCAGCACAGGUGUUUCCCUAAGACAGGAGGGCGUGCCACGUCAUAACUGUCAUGGUGGCGCCCGUGUGCAGAGCAGACAUGGCAGUCAAAUCGCUCAUUUUAACGCUGCUUUUCAAUAAUCUGGUACUUUGUGCGGCAGAUAAAGUGACUGUAAGAGUGCAGAAAGAUGAGCCACAAUGUGUGAACGGACGAUGCCAUCUGCCCACCGGACGGGGGAUGAGUCAGGACAGUUCCAUUGGAGGCGACAGGGGUGAUAAAGAACCCACACCGUCUUCAGAGGGUCUCCUGAAACUACUGAGGGACACGGCGGUCCAUACAAGAUGGAUGGGUAAACGUGCUAGGACUCACCAAACCCAAGGGAGAAGGUACUGGACAAACUAUGUCUGUAACGCUCGCGAGGUGGUGCCGUCUCUCUGGGUCUGUGAUGGGACUGCCGACUGUAUGAACUCUGAGGACGAGAGCGCUUGUCUGGGUUACUGUGGAAACUACGGCUAUCCAGUGCCCGGAUGUGAGUGUGACGUGGGAUUCUGCAUGAACGAUAGACCUUCCCCCGUCUGCGCAUGCGGCUUCAGGGACUGUCUGUUCCCACUACCGAGAUCGUGCAGACGACCUGUAUUUCUGGCGCUGCCGGCCUUCAACCCGACCUCCAUCGGACUGAAAAACCUGCAGGAACCACAGUGUCAGGCGGAGAUGGACCUCAUCUUCCUGCUGGACGGAUCCGCCAGCGUCGGGCAUCUCAACUUCGAGAAGGAGAAAAAGUUCUGUCGACAGCUAGUCAGUGAUUUCGACAUCGGGCCAGACAAGACACGUGUUGCUACCAUCCAGUACAGCAUUGAUCAGCAGGACGAGUUCUGGUUCAACCUGACUGACGUGCACAGCCUGAGGAACGCGCUGGGACAGAUCGUGUACAUGGACGGGCCGGGCACGGAGACGGGGAAGGCCAUCAUGUACAUGGUCGGCAGGUUCCAACAGAGACAGGGCGCCAAAAAGAUUGCCAUCGUGAUCACAGACGGUAAGAACAAUCCCGAGUCGCGGGUGGGGGUGCGUAUGGCAGCAGACCUGGCGCGGGAGGACGGCAUCACGCUGUACGCUGUGGGGGUGGGCGCCGAGGUGGACAUCCGGGAACUUACAGACCUGGCGGGAGAUCCAAGCAGAGUCUACAACGUUGAGGACUUUCAGUCGCUGUCCGCGUUUGCAGAACAGGGUCCGCUGCAGACGGAGUUAUGUCUGUCUGAGACAACGUCAGAUAACCGAACUUCUGGAUUCCCGGGGAGCAGCCGGUCGGGUCCUAUUUCUUCAGAAGAUCUCCGCACAUACGCCAUCAUAUCCUGCUCUUCGUUCUACAUGCAAGUGGACUUCCCACGGAAAUAUUUUCCACAAGUGUACGCACCAGCACUCCACCUAGCGGAUCAGUCCUGUACUGCACGGAGCAACAGUACUCACGUCAGCAUCCUGGCCCCACUGGUGGGAUGUGGAACAACCAGCUCGAUGACUCCAGACUCCAUCCUGUACCGUAACAAGGUGAUAGAGGACGGGCGCUUGCUCCCUGGCUCCUCGUCCUCCCCGAUCACCCGGGCCUGCGGGUUUGAGCUGGACUUCACCUGCCAGAUGCCACGGCGCAAGUCCCUCCUGACCGACUACAACCCCGUAGUCCAGCCAGACAGGUUCUACGAACAGGGCAUGGGGAAACUACAAGCUGUUUUAAGGUUCUGCCGUGAUGCCGACUGCCUGUCGUACAACACUGACUCCCCGCUUGUCGUCAAGAUCGGUGGCAACAUAGUGGUAGAGAUCGAGCUCCUGAACUCUGACCCUGAUCUCAGCAUCAUGGUGGAGGACUGUAUGACCACGGACACGCCCGCUAACACUGGUGGGGGGUACCGGUGGCAGAUCAUUCAGGAGGGGUGCGGUGUGGACCCCACCUACCACCAGCUAGCCGCCCCACGCCACUCGGCCGAAAGGUUCAAGUUCCAAGCCUUCAACUUUGUCAGUGAUGUCACCAGGGUCUACCUGCGGUGUGGUGUCCUCGUCUGUAGGGCUUCUCAACCAGGGAACAGGUGCGCCCGUGGGUGUGUCAGACCAAGGAGGUUGAAAAGAGGAAUGAGAUCAGUGGUGAACCUUGAUGAUGUCAUCAUCCACGUCAUCUCUGGCCCUCUUGUUCUCCUGCUACAGACGACACCGCGACCCUAAGGACAAAUUGGAGACUACUGAAGCUUGAUAUUCGUGACAUGACAACUGCUCUCGGAUUGAAUGAAGAGUUCGACAACCAAUGAAGAUAUUUCUCAAGAAUUCGACCAAAUGUGCAUAAAUGAAUCUAGAUUUAUAUGAUAAAAUACUAUUCAUAUAACUGUCAUUCUGUUGAGUAAUAAUAAUGAUGAACUUGCAUGGAGAUAAA
Molecule: messenger RNA, 2405 nt
Organism: Branchiostoma floridae (Florida lancelet)
Lineage: Eukaryota; Metazoa; Chordata; Leptocardii; Amphioxiformes; Branchiostomatidae
Exons: 14
Coding region: 65-2200 (711 amino acids)
Molecular function (GO): protein binding
Source: RefSeq, a predicted model, not a curated record